Arachis duranensis is the source of this 699-nucleotide messenger RNA. Its product is annotated as vignain-like. Gene Ontology annotation, cellular component: lysosome. Gene Ontology annotation, molecular function: cysteine-type endopeptidase activity. The record is from RefSeq and is a predicted model, not a curated record. Lineage: Eukaryota; Viridiplantae; Streptophyta; Magnoliopsida; Fabales; Fabaceae.
AUGGAGCUUCCAAUCACGGCGACGGAUCUGCCUGCGGUGGCUGUGCCGCUGCGGUGCUGCGUGGCUGUGAGGGUUGCGGAAAGAUGCAGCGGCUACGGGGACGGAUGUGGGGACUGCGUGGCUGCAGUGGCGGCAGAGACUGCCAUGGUUAUGGGGUGGGGCUGCAGUGCUGGGUGGCUGGAGGCUAGGUUUAGUUCGUUGAUGCUGUGUAGUUUCAGAGAGGAAAGGAUCGUGGUGCUGGGCAAAGAAGGCAGUAGUGUUAAACUGUCAAUGGAUGGACAUGAGAGUGUAUCGACGAACAAUGAGGCGGCAUUGCUGAAAGUUGUUGUCAACCAACCUGUGUCUGCUGCCAUUGAAGCCUCGGGAUCUGACUUUCAAUUUUACUCUGAGGGAGUAUUUAAUGGGGCAUGUGAUACAAACCUAGAUCAUGGGGUUGCAAUUGUUGGGUAUGGAACAACAAAAGACGGAUACAAAUAUUGGAUAGUGAAAAAUUCAUGGGGACUAGAAUGGGGAGAACAUGGCUACAUUAGGAUGUAAAGGGGCAUAUCCCGCAAGCAUGGCUGUGGCAUUGCAGUGGAGGCUUCCUACCCUAUCAAUCUACUAACCGUUUACCAUCCUCUCUUAGAUUGUAUUCGGGGGUGUAAACUGCUUAACCUUGAAAUGUGGCUUGAUAUUGAAGCAUGGUUGAGUGAUAUCUGA